UCAUUCAGUAAAAUGGCAGAAGCCAGAGUUUCUCAGGAUGAGUUCUUGUGUCCAGUGUGUCUGGAUCUCCUGAAGGAUCCAGUGGCCAUUCCCUGUGGACACAGUUACUGUAAGAUCUGUAUUACAGACUGCUGGGAUCAGGAGGAUCAGAUGAGAGUCUACAGCUGCCCUCAGUGCAGACAGACCUUCAGUCCAAGACCUGCUUUAGCUACAAACACCAUGCUGGCUGAAGUGGUGGAGAAACUGAAGAAGACCAAACUCUCUGCUGACUGUGACGCUGGAGCUGGAGAUGUUCAGUGUGACGUCUGUACUGGAAGAAAAUACAAAGCUGUCAGGUCCUGUCUGAUGUGUCUGAACUCUUACUGUCAGAAUCACCUCGAACAACAUGAGAGUUUGUUUAAAGGAAAGAGACACAAUCUGACUGAAGCCACUGGACGACUGCAGGAGAUGAUCUGCCAGAAACAUGAGAAGCUCCUCGAGGUUUUCUGUUGCACUGACCAGGAAUGUAUAUGUGUGCUGUGUACAAUUAAUGAACAUAAAAACCAUGACAUUGUUUCAGCUGCAGACCAGAGGACAGAGAAACAGAAGCAGCUGAAGGAGAUGCAGAAGAUGUUCCAGCAGAGAAUCCAGCAGAGAGAGAAAGAUCUUCAGCAGCUGAGAGAGGCUGUGGAGUCUCAUAAGCGCUCUGCACAGACAGCAGUGGAGGACAGUGAGAGGAUCUUUACUGAGCUCAUCCGCUCCAUUGAGAGAAGCUGCUCUGAGCUGAUACGGCUGAUCAGAGAUCAGGAAAAGACUGCAGUGAGUCGAGCUGAAGAACAACUGGAGCGACUGGAGCAGGAGAUCAAUGAUCUGAGGAGGAGAGACGCUGAGCUGGAGCAGCUUUCACACUCACAGGAUCACAUCCAGUUCCUGCAGAGUUUCCAGUCUCUCUCAGAACCUCCUGAAUCUACAGACAUAAAUGAUGAUCCCUUCAGUUCUCUCGUCUCUUUUGAUGCUCUGAGAGAAUCUGUCCAACAGCUGAAAGACAAACUGGAGGAUUUCUGCAAAGAGGAGCUCAAGAAGAUCUCAGACAGAGUCACAUUCACCAACAUUGUUCUCUGGACCAGGAACGACUUCCUACAAUAUUCCCAUCAGCUAACUCUGGAUCUGAACACAGUGAAUAAACGACUCCAUCUGUCUGAGGGCAACAGAGUGAUUACUAACACUGGCACAGAUCAGCCGUAUCCUGAUCAUCGAGACAGAUUUGAUGAGUGGUCACAGGUUUUGUGUAGAGAGAGUGUGUGUGGAUGCUGUUACUGGGAGAUUGAGUGGAGUGGAGAUGUGUAUAUAUCAGUGUCAUAUAAGAGCAUCACCAGGAAGGGAUAUGGUAAUGAGUGUUUGUUUGGAUAUAAUGAUCAGUCCUGGAGUUUGUUCUGCUCUCCCUCCAGAUACUCAUUCUGGCACAAUAACAUACAGACUGCUCUCCCUUUGAAGUCCAUCAGCAGUAGAAUAGGAGUGUUUGUGGAUCACAGUGCAGGAACUCUGUCCUUCUACAGCGUCUCUGACACAAUGAGCCUCAUCCACACAGUGAAGACCACAUUCACUCAGCCGCUCUUUCCUGGGUUUUGGGUUUGUAUUGGAUCAUCAGUGAAACUGUGUUGAUGAAUCAGAGUAGACUGACGAGAGAAUCUACCCAUGAUGCUUUGAGCUGCAUGAUGAAUCAGUAACAGUGAGAUGU
This is a messenger RNA of Sinocyclocheilus grahami, 1717 nucleotides long. Its product is annotated as tripartite motif-containing protein 16-like. The transcript has 6 exons. Gene Ontology annotation, molecular function: zinc ion binding; protein binding. Bases 13 to 1641 code for a protein of 542 amino acids. NCBI's taxonomy places the organism in Eukaryota, Metazoa, Chordata, Actinopteri, Cypriniformes, Cyprinidae. The record is from RefSeq and is a predicted model, not a curated record.